Messenger RNA from Olea europaea var. sylvestris, 426 nucleotides. RefSeq lists its product as uncharacterized. NCBI's taxonomy places the organism in Eukaryota, Viridiplantae, Streptophyta, Magnoliopsida, Lamiales, Oleaceae. The record is from RefSeq and is a predicted model, not a curated record. Bases 34 to 399 code for a protein of 121 amino acids. The transcript is spliced from 2 exons.
GCUGCCGAAAAACUUGAAAAGGAUCUUGUAGAAAUGGCUGUUGCUGAUUCAGUAGACAGUGAAGAUGGUGGGAAGGCAAUAAUUCAGGAGAUGAGCCCAUAUGAAACAGAAACUGUGAUUGCAAACCUGGUGAAAUCCUGGAUACGUACAAGAGUAGACAGACUCAAACAGUGGAUUGAGAGAGCUCAGUUACAAGAGGUUUGGGACACUCAAUCAAAUGCAGGGCACUUUGCUCCCUCUGCAGUGGAAGUUUUACGUAUCAUAGACGAGACUUUGGAAGCAUUCUUUUUGUUACCAAUACCAAUGCAUCCAGUUUUGCUUCCUGAGUUGGUCAGCUGUCUCGAUAAUUGCCUUCAUGGCUACAUCAUCAAGGCAAAAUCUGGCUGUGGUAAAUAUUGAAUUCAAAAUAGCUUUCCAAUUGGCUUG